UACUAUUUUUAGCCUGUGGUAAUGCUAUUGGUUCUCAAAUUCCUCCCUACUUUAUUUUCAAGGGACAGAGAAUGAGGAGUGAGUUAAUGGAGGGGUCAUCACCAGGAGCACAAGGCACCGUUACAGACAGUGGCUGGUCGAAUACUGCCAUUUUUCUUGAGUAUCUGGAAACUCACUUUCUUAAAUAUGUACAGAGACCCAAUAGUGAAACACCUGUUCUAAUCAUUUAUGAUGGUCAUAAGUCACAUAUAAAUCUUCAAGUUAUCAACUGGGCAAAAGAUCAUCAUGUUAUCCUAAUGGUAUUGCCAGCUCAUACAAGUCAUAUUCUACAACCUUUAGAUGUUGGAUGUUUUGGCCCUCUCCAAAGAAUAUACAAUUCUGAAUGUCAAAAAAUUUUGAGGAACAAUCCAGCAUCUAAAAUUACAAGGUACAAUAUUUGUUCCUUGGUGUGUCCAGCAUAUACUUCAGCUCUGUCUGUUGUAAAUCUAAGGUCAUCAUUUAAACGCAGUGGUAUAUUUCCUUUUAACCCUGCUGUUAUUACAGACAGUCAACUGGCACCAUCUAAGGCCUAUUCAACACCACAGUCUGAAUCAUGCUCCUCAUCUGAUUUACCUCAGCCAGCGUGUUCUACUGAAAAUCAGAACCAAAUUUCAAAAGAACCACAUUCAUUCUUUAAAGCUGCAGAGACAGUAAUAGUAAAUAAACAAAGGUUUGAACAAAAGACAAAACACGCUACUUUGAGUAAAAUUGUUUCUGGGAAAUCAGUUACAACUUCUGAAAUUGAAAAACAAAUUACUGAUCAUCAAAAUGAAAUGAGUUCAAAAUAUUCAAAAUCAAAAACUAAAAGGUCUGCAAGUGGCAAAGGUAAAACAAAUAAGGUACAUAAACGUCAAAAAGUGGUUGAUAGCUCUGACUCUGAAGAUUCUUCAGAUGUUUCAGAUGAUGAGAAAUGUUGUGUUUGUAAACUUUUCAACCAAAAGAACUACAAAACUGUGUUUCUCUGGUGUUCACUUCAUGGGCUCAAUGUGACUUCCAGUCUUGCAAUCACUGGACACAUCUAAAGUACUGUUGCAAAGAGACUGUAGUUAGGACACAUGAUGUCUUCAUCUGUCCAUGCCAUAACACUGAAAAUACUGAGGAAUAAUCCAUAUAAGAAAUAACACUACAAGUUCAAACAGUUUGUUUUAAAUUUAAUGUUUCCAGUUAUUUUUAUAUUGUUACAAGACUUUUGGGUAGUGACUGUACAUGUGGUACUCUUCAAUUUUGGAGUCUCGAAUACAUGUAUACGUCAAUUUUUUUUCUGGAAGGACAGAUUUAUAUAUGACUUUUGUGGAAUAUUUUCAAAAGGAAUAACAUUGAUUAAAUAAUUGAAAACAUGUGAUUAACAAGAAAAUAAGUUAAAUUAAAGGUAAGGCUAUAUUUUUUUGUAUUUCUGUUCGUUUUUUACUAAAGAAAAUUGCCAAAAAUAUCUUGUCGUAUCGAAAACCCGUCAAUCCAGGAUAAAAUGGUUUCCUGCGGGGAACAUAAUGAUAUAAAGAUAUUUCAUUUAACUAUUUUCAACAUUGUUGGUGGGGGGGGGGGGGGUAAAUAAACGUUUGUACAAGGAAUAAAGUUGCCAAUAAUGACCGUUGAAGACCUGAGACCGGAGAAGGUCGAACAUAAAACAAUUAUUUCUUUUAAGAAAAUGAUUAAAUAUCAUUUUCUGAAUAAUUCCGAGCAAAAAAAUUAAGUAAACACACAAGCUUACGCAUUUAGUAUGGCAGAUGCCACUACGAAUAUUUUAAUAUUGUAGAUUUUCAGUAUAAACAAUUUAUUGUUUGUAAUAUUUGAGAUAGAUAUUAAAGAAACAUUGUUAAUUUUAUACAUAUCAUUCAAGUUUUUCCACCUUAAACGGUAAAAUAACUAUAGAAAAUUAGAAAUAUCACGUAGGUGUAAUUCGGACUAAUUCCCUAGAGGUAAAUCCGUAACGUACCGGCAAACGGUAUUUAGCUAGGUUUUCGAAAAGGUCAAUUAACCAAUCAAUUACGGUUUACAGAUCACAUGCUUCCCCAUGUACCGAAAACAGGUCACAUGCUCCUCCAUGCCUCAAAAGUUAAACGCGUACCAAUACCCUGCGGUCUACAGACCGCAGGGACUAAUAAUCGACCGCAUCAUUACUCGUUAUUCAAUGACAUGUAAUAUCUUAAUAAUUAUGCGGGU
Ruditapes philippinarum (Manila clam) is the source of this 2199-nucleotide messenger RNA. RefSeq lists its product as uncharacterized. Gene Ontology annotation, molecular function: DNA binding. NCBI's taxonomy places the organism in Eukaryota, Metazoa, Mollusca, Bivalvia, Venerida, Veneridae. Gene Ontology annotation, cellular component: nucleus. The transcript has a single exon. The coding region runs from base 72 to 1061 and encodes 329 amino acids. The record is from RefSeq and is a predicted model, not a curated record.